AUGAGUGCCGACCAUGACGGGGCGCCAUCCUCCGAUGCUGCUCAGGCGCCAAAAGCACCCCAGCCCGCGGGUUCUGCCGCAGCGGCGAAUGCUGCCAGUGGACACUUGACCAAGAAGAUUCAGAAGGCAUUGACUCUUCGGAUUGACUCUCAGCAGUCACGAGACGCACUGAAAUGCCUGUCUGGGUUCUUCAGUGAGAACACCGUCCACACUAGAAGGAACUUGCGAUCCUCGAUCGAGGGCGAGAAUUUGUUUCUGCACAAGGAGUUUGUGCAUGCUUUUGGGGCUUUGGAGAGCCAGCUCGAGAGCCUCGACCGCUUGGUCGGUCGGCUGGAUGGGGCCGUGCAGCGUGCAAGCGACCAGUUGAGAGCCAGCCGAUGCGAGACGCAGGCGAGCUUGGAGAAGGCAGCUGCCCUGCGCAAGGAGUCAAUGUCCAUUGAACUCAAGCAGCAGGUCUUGGAGAAGUUCCUGACGCGGUUUCGGCUGUCAGAGGCAGACACGCAAGUAGUGCGUUCUGGCGACAGACCACUAGAUGAUGACUUCUUCACGGCUUUCGAAAGGCUCGAGCAGGUACGUGCUAAUGCUCGCCAUAUGCUGAACACUAGUGGCCAGCAAACUUCUGGAGUCGAUAUCUUGCAUGAGACAUCAGAGGUGUUGGAGGCUUCCUACGAGCGAAUGUUUGUUUGGGUCCAGCAGCAGUGCCGGGGCUCAAGAGAUGCGGCCGUGGCAAAGAGCACGUCUGCAGAACUGGAAACCCCUGCUGGGAACGUGCUGAAGCGAGUGUUGAAGCUGCUGAAAGAGCGGCCGGUGUAUUUCAACCACUGCUUGCGCGACAUCGUGCGGGUCAGGAAGCAGGCGCUCCAGCAAAGAUUUCUGGAGGCGCUGACUCAGGGAGACUCCUCCUUCGGAGCGCGGCCCAUUGAACUUCAGGCCGGUGAUCCGGUGCGAUAUGUGAGCGACAUGCUGGCGUGGAUUCGAGAGCAUGUCGCCGUGGAGUGCGAGGCAGUGACUGCCCUCAUGGGCUCAGAGACGCAGCCUGAGGUGCGGAAAAGCAGCGGACAGGAGAAGAGUGCCGAUUCCGUCGAGGGCUCGACCCUUAUCGGGUUUGCGGAGGUCCUCGACAUUGCAUUGGAAGGCAUCGCCGCGACCCUCGUUGCCAGAACGAAGCAAGCUUUGCAGGCCAACGUGGCGAUAGUAACUAUGUACAAAGUGGCCCAAGUCUUCUCCUUUUACGCGAAGACAAUUGCAGACACGCUGCGACGGAGUGAGUCCGCAUUGGUGUCCACAUGCAUGGACCUACAUGCCAGAACGUACCAAAACUUCCUGGAUCUUUGGGAAGCUCAGGCCCAGAAGCUUCGGCAAGGUGUCUCUGGGGUCUACGUCGCAGCCCUCUCUGCUCCGUCCUUUGUCCUGGAAGCUGUCAAUACCUUGCAAGAGGUAUUGUCCAUCUACGAGAUGGCUCCUGUUCCAACCGGCGAGCGCGAAGCAGACUUCCUGCCAGUCUUGUCUGCCGCCUUCGAUCCUCUGUUAAAUCAUUGCCAGCAGGUUGCGCAGAUGAUGGAGACCGCAGAUGGGAUCGUCUUUCUCAUUAAUUGCGUGUGUGCGAUGCAGAUGCCCUUGCAGAAGCAUGAGUUUACCAAGCAGCGGCAAGAGAUGUAUGCCAGCUUUCUCGAAGACCAGCUCAAUCGCUUGGUGGAAGGUCAGACCAAAGCUGUUCUGUCGAAAGUUGGCCUUGCUGAGCGGUUGAAAGCAUUGCGUGAGAAGCUACCCGAGACACCGCUCAGUUCGGUUCCUGAGCUGCAUCCGGUUUCCCUUGCUGCGACUUUGCGAUCCUUCUACAACUCCUUGUUCACUCUCGGUGGAGCCUUGUCGCUGCGUCUAUUGGAGCGCAUCGAUGACGUGGCCUUGAGAGAAAGGGCCCGCAAAGGCGUGUCCGGACUCAUCGCCUCUGAGUAUGAGGAGCUGUAUGUGGGCAUUGAAGCCCUCGGCGUUGCCACGCAUACACCUGCCCAGGUCCGAACAUUGCUGGAAGGAGUCUGA
This is a messenger RNA of Symbiodinium sp. CCMP2456, 2040 nucleotides long. Lineage: Eukaryota; Dinophyceae; Suessiales; Symbiodiniaceae. The record is from the annotation of a GenBank genome assembly.